UCUCUGCGUGCCUGUUUCCUUUCCGUGCUUGCACCACUCACAAUCAGAUGGGUGUGCAGUGAGGCAGCCGGCGUAGCUGAGACCUCAAUCCUGCCCUGGGAGCGUAGGCAAACAUGGCCCUGCAAUGGAUGUUUCUCCUGCUCCUCACACCUCUGCUGGCAGCACACAAUCGUGAUAAGCCCUCUCCCAACACUUUUGGAAAACUCUCGGAGAAAGGAAAAUGUAAAGCUCCCUCUGACUGGGACUCCAGACUGCGGUUUUAUCCGAAGAGGAUCAGCUAUGACUUGAACGAAGUGGUGCAGCUCAACUGUACUGGGAGGUUUUUGCCAUCUGUACCACAGAUUCAGUGCAUUUCCAGAGGGGCACAGGCCAUGUGGAAUGAGACUGCCACCUGCAAAGAGACAUGCCAGCAGCCCCAGUGGGACUCACAGCUCCAGUUUAGCCCAAACCAGAAUUUUUACAGGGUCGGUGAAGAGGUGACACUGAGCUGCUUUCUGAACAGCACUCCUCCCCUUGCUGUGAUCAGAUGUGCAAACAGGAUUCCUCCAAAACAGAGCAAUGCCUGGGAGGUGUUGGCAAUUGGGGGAACAUGGCACAGGUUGGCACAGAAGCUGACCUGCACCAUGGCAAAAUGCCCAAAACCUCAAUGGGAUGCACAACUUCAGUUUUCAGAGAGCAAAACCAAAUACCCGCAGAAUACAGAACUGACACUGACUUGUCCCAAAGGGCUUGAGCCCUCCUUCCCCAAGGUCAAAUGUACAAAAGAAUUUCAGAGAGUGAGUUCUGGAAAACCAGAUUAUGUGGAUGCCUGGUGGGGCAGGAACAGCAGAGGUGCCUGGACACGCAUUGAGAGGGAUGUCCUGUGUACGGAAAUGUGCCAAAGGCCUCCAUGGGACUCCAGACUGCAACUGGUACCAGACCAGGAAAACUAUGGGAAGAAGGAGAAAGUGAAGCUGAGCUGCCCUGGAGGUCUCCAGCCAACCUACACUGAAAUCAAAUGUCAGACUGGAUUUCAAGACUAUGAUGAUGAUGUCACACAAUAUUCUGUGCAAAAAGAAUUUUGGCAUGCGAGAGACUCCACAGGUGCCUGGGUCCCCAUUCAGUCCAGUGUGAAGUGCAUUGAAGUCCUCCAGGUUGACCCUGAGACUUUUGAGAUUUCCAGCACCAGCAUCAAACUGAAGUGGACCUGCAGGUUCCCAGAUGCCUGCCAGGGCAUGAGGGCCAUGUGCCGGCUGGCAGUGCCUUCCUCCCCUCCCUGUGAGGCUGAGGAGGUGAAAGGAGAGCAGAUGUUACAUGGCCAGGAGGGAACAUUCACCUGCUCCCCUUUGCAGCCCUUCACUGAGUACCGUGUCUCCAUCGAUUUGCCCCCCAACACAACCCUUUUCUCAUGGUUGUUCACGACAGAGCAAACAGUGCCGGACAAACCGGAGCAGCUGUGGCUGGAUCCCGACAGGGGCUCUCUCAGGUGGAACUCGCUGUCCUCCUGCAAAGGGGAGAUCAUCGGAUACCAGGUACCAAGGGGCCAGGGCAGACCCUCUGCCCGUGCCUGGAGCUCUGUGCAGGCACACUGGGAAGGGUGGAAAGGGACAGCUGGGAUGACCUUACCUAUAUGA
Molecule: messenger RNA, 1613 nt
Organism: Ficedula albicollis (Collared flycatcher)
Lineage: Eukaryota; Metazoa; Chordata; Aves; Passeriformes; Muscicapidae
Exons: 8
Coding region: 114-1613 (499 amino acids)
Molecular function (GO): protein binding
Source: RefSeq, a predicted model, not a curated record